AUGGAAAAAAAAGAAAUUAAACAUUUACAUGAAAAAAUAAAAAAAACUAAUUUAGAAAAUGAAAAUAAAAUAACAAAUGUUAAUAAUUUAUAUCUUCAAGAUACAAUAAUAAUAAUUAUUCUAAGGGAUAUUAUUGAUUAUUUAAUUUCAAAUAAAGUUAAAUAUAAAAAUAAAAAUUAUUCAAUAAAAAGAUAUUAUUUAUAUAAAAAUGAAAUUAUAUAUUAUUCAUUAGUUUCAAAUAAAUGGUUUAAUAUAAUAUCAACAAUAAUAACAAAUAAUUUAAUUGAAAAUAGAGGAAUUGAUAAAUCAUUAUUAAUAUUAAAUGAAUUUAUUGAUUCUUUUAAUAGUAAUAAUAAUAAUAAUAAUAAUAAUAUCAAUCCAAAUGAAUUUGAUAAAAUUAUAAUAAACAUAUCAAAUUCUGUUUUACCAGAUAAUGAAGAAGUAAUUAAAUAUUUAUCAAAUCCAAAUUUUAAAUAUAAACUAAAUAAUGAAAAUGUUGAAAUUAAUAUAAAUAAAAUAUUUAUUGAUGAAGAGAAUCAAGUUUUUUCAAAUUUAAAUGAAAAUAUUGCAUUAGAUAAUAAAAUGAAUGUUAAUAAAUUAAAUAUAGUUGGUUGUAGAGAAUAUGAUUUCGAUGAUGAUGACGAUGAUGAAACUAGUGAAUUAUAUGAAAAUGAAUUCAAUGAAUUAAAGAAACUAUUACUAUACUUAAAUCCAAAACAUUUAAAAUAUUCACCAAAUAGUUGUUAUCCUGGUUCUGAAAGAUUUUAUCAUUGUGAUUAUUCUUGUUUAUUUAAUCCAGAUAUAAUAAUUCGUAAUUUCAAUUUCUAUUGA
Dictyostelium discoideum AX4 is the source of this 831-nucleotide messenger RNA. RefSeq lists its product as hypothetical. The transcript is spliced from 2 exons. NCBI's taxonomy places the organism in Eukaryota, Evosea, Eumycetozoa, Dictyosteliales, Dictyosteliaceae. Bases 1 to 831 code for a protein of 276 amino acids. The record is from RefSeq and is a predicted model, not a curated record.